AUGGACCGCCUUAUCCGCUUCCUUAUCCUUCUCAACGCGCUACCGCUCGUCGCGCUAAUCAUUGCCGUUUUCAUUCAAAACCUCUUCCGCUCCAUCCUCCAGCUGCUCCGCCUCGCUCCCCCGGAUCCCCCCGACCUCCCCAUUUCCGCACGCCCGCGCGCGCCCGCUCCCCCCUCGGGCCUCUGGUUUGUCCGCCAUCAAAGAUCACUGGGACAGGCGGAGGGGGAGAUGAUGGAAAACGCGGGGGAGCUCAGGCAGGGGGGGAUUGGGGGGGAUAUGAGGGGAUUAGGCGGGCAGGUGAGGCUCGGGGAAGCGGGAUGGGGGAGGCCACGGGUGCAGGGGGAAACAGGAGAUUGGCGGAUGGGGGAGAUGAGAGGGGGACGAGGGCACUCGGGGCAGGGUCAGGGGCAGGUGGGGUUGGGCGCAUCAAGGAACGGGCAGGAGGAGUUAAUCCGGGCAGGAUUUGAGGAUGCUGGGGGGGUUGCAGGAGCAGGGAGGGGAGUGGGAGGGGUACGAGGGGCAGUGGGGAAUAUGGGCCCUGGGCGUGGGGGAGGUGGGGCAGGUAGGAAUGUGGGGCGACCUGGGGAGAUGGGAUUAGGGAUGGGUAGCAGAAGUGGAGGAAUGUAUGGGUCCCAAUCUCAGGGCACGGUGUGA
Molecule: messenger RNA, 654 nt
Organism: Closterium sp. Naga37s-1
Lineage: Eukaryota; Viridiplantae; Streptophyta; Zygnematophyceae; Desmidiales; Closteriaceae
Source: the annotation of a GenBank genome assembly